ACGACGGGCGCGCUCCUGAGCGAAGCCCGCCGGCUGCCGUGCCGCGGCGCUUACGCCCGGCGCGCGAGGCGAUGAUGAGGGGCCUCGCGCUGCAAAUGCCGGCCACCGGCGGCGUGCACGCGCGUGUGUGGCUCUCCUGACGCCCGCAAGAAGGCGUCAGCAGUGCGAUCUAGACUCGGGCCAGCUUGGCGAUGACAGGCAGGAGCAGCGGAGCAGCGGAGAAGCGCACGGCUGCUUCUCUGGCGGAGGCGGAAGUGCGGAAGUGCGGCCCGCGCUGCGAUCUCGCCGCGAGCGUGCCUUGCCCGCCGUUUUCGCUUAAAGAGGCACGCGCAGCUGCGCAUCGCUCUUGUCCUCCACCCACCACCUCACCGCCCAUCAAAGCCUUCGCUCAACAGCGCAACCCUCACCCGUCCACCACCCAAGCACCCACCAACCCAACCCACUUCCAGCAUGGUCGACACCUCGGGUGCUCUCCGCCGCGGCCACCCCGUCACGUUCGGCUUCGUGUGCUUCAUCUCGCUCAUCGUCGCGAUCAUCGCCUCGGCCCUGACCGCCGACUACAACAACCACGGCAGCCAGACUGGCCACCUCACCGGCUCGGUCCGCUACCUGCUCUUGUGAGUCGUGCGCGAUGCCUGCCCAUCAGCAUACAGCUGCUCACGCUCUGCCCCUCUUCAGUGUCGGCUGGCAGAACUUCUUCCUGAGCAUCGCCUUCGUGAGUAUAUACUGGAGGGCACAGGAUGUGGAGGGCGGGAGACGGGCGCGCUGGGAUCAGGGCAGGGCAGGCCGCGUGCGCGCACGACGGAGCAUCAGCACGUCAAGCGCUCUCAGCACGUUUCCUCGUCCGUAGCUCAGCGCGCCGGCUGAGCUCGUCGCCGCCCGCUUUGCGCUGCCGCCACUCCGCUACUUCGUCUUGCAUUCACCUUGCUCACACCGCAUC
This is a messenger RNA of Tilletiopsis washingtonensis, 940 nucleotides long. RefSeq lists its product as hypothetical. Bases 192 to 704 code for a protein of 170 amino acids. The transcript is spliced from 2 exons. The record is from RefSeq and is a predicted model, not a curated record. NCBI's taxonomy places the organism in Eukaryota, Fungi, Basidiomycota, Exobasidiomycetes, Entylomatales.